AUGGCAAAAUACCUCGGCCUUCGAGGCCCAUUACUGACCCAAGCCAUCAUCUGGCUGGUUGUGUGUCCAGCCUUUACCUGUUAUGGCUACAAUAUCAGUGUCGCUGGCGGUCUCUUGACGCUCGAGUCAUUUGUCGCCAUGUUUCCAUUGCUCGACACCAUCCAUACCACCGGAGCGCAGCAGUCGCACAAUUCGACGAUCCAAGGCACCGUUCUUGCGCUCUUUACCGUCGGUGGCAUCUUUGGCUCGCUGUCCUGCAUCUACCUCGGCGAUCGCCUCGGUCGAAAAAGGGUCAUCCAGAUUGCGUCCAUGGUGGCCAUCUUGGGCGCCGUGCUCAUGGCCUCGUCGUUUCAUCUCGCGCAGUUCAUCGUGGCGCGACUGGUGCUUGGCCUCGGCACGGGCGGCUAUCUCGCCACCGUGCCCGUCUGGCAAGCCGAGAUUUCUCGCGCGAGCAAGCGCGGCGCCCACGUCGUCCUCGACGGCAUUUUCGUCGGCGCCGGUAUUUCUUUGGCGUUGUGGGUAGACUUUGGCUUCUUCUUUGUCACGGACAGCUCCGUGUCGUGGCGCUUCCCACUGGCUUUGCAAAUCCUGCUGCUCCUCUGCGUGGCCGGCUUCGUUUCGCUCUUUCCGGAAUCCCCUCGAUGGCUGGUGAAGCAAGACCGCAUUGCAGAAGCCAAACAGGUGCUGUCUGCGCUGAAUGACGAUGACCCGGGCUCCGAGGCCAUUGCCAGUGAAGUACGAGAAAUACAGCACUCGCUGUCCAUCUGCGGUGCGCUGUCUUGGAAAGCCAUGGGGACAAUGGGAGAGCAGCGGCUCUUUCAUCGUACGGUCCUCGCAGCUGCUGGCCAGACAUUUCAGCAAAUGUGCGGAAUCAACCUCAUUUCCAUGUACGCGACGACAAUCUUUGAGCAGUAUCUCCAUAUAAACCCAACCAAUUCUCGCAUUCUCGCCGCAUCAAUGGCGCUGACCCAAAUCUUCGGUGGCUACUUGGCAUUCUUCACUAUUGACAGACUUGGCCGUCGAUUUCUCAUGCUUUCAAGCGCGACUGGCAUGGGCAUCGCCAUGGCAAUUCUUGCGGGCACCACGUCGGCGUCUACGAACAACGCUGCCCUCGUCGUCGCAGUCAUCUGUCUUUUCGCGUUUCAAUUCAUCUACACGGUCGGAUAUUCUGGACUCACAUUUCUCUACGCCACAGAGGUUGCACCGCUACAGCUGCGCGCCGCCAUCAGCGCCGUUGCGACCGCCGCCGUGUGGACCUUUAACUUUUUGCUCGCCGAAGUGACGCCCAUUGGCUUCAACACCAUCUCCUAUCGAUACUACAUUAUUUUUGCCGUUUUGAAUGCGGCCAUUGUUCCUCUUGUCUACUUUUUCUUCCCCGAGACGAGCGGCCGCUCUCUGGAGGAAAUUGACGAGAUUUUCCUGCAGUCCAAGUCCAUCUGGGAUCCGCCUCGACUGGCCCGCACCUUGCCGCGGAUGACAACAGACAAUGGGGUCACGGUGAGGUCUCUUUCGGGAGACGAUGACAAGAGUCAAGAUGUCAAACAAUAA
Messenger RNA from Beauveria bassiana ARSEF 2860, 1548 nucleotides. RefSeq names its product MFS sugar transporter, putative. Gene Ontology annotation, biological process: carbohydrate transport; transmembrane transport. Lineage: Eukaryota; Fungi; Ascomycota; Sordariomycetes; Hypocreales; Cordycipitaceae. Gene Ontology annotation, cellular component: membrane. The record is from RefSeq and is a predicted model, not a curated record. Gene Ontology annotation, molecular function: carbohydrate:proton symporter activity. Bases 1 to 1548 code for a protein of 515 amino acids. The transcript has 2 exons.